Neurospora crassa OR74A is the source of this 692-nucleotide messenger RNA. RefSeq lists its product as hypothetical. Lineage: Eukaryota; Fungi; Ascomycota; Sordariomycetes; Sordariales; Sordariaceae. The record is from RefSeq and is a predicted model, not a curated record. The coding region runs from base 33 to 413 and encodes 126 amino acids. The transcript is spliced from 2 exons.
CUUACAACCGAACUUGACCAGAAUUGUCAACCAUGUUAUCACCCCGCCUCUUCUCCCGGACUCUGCUCCGGCCCCGCCUGACUUUUCUCCAAGCCCGCGGCAGCCCUCGCCAGCCGGUGGUGACAAAAGGACAAAAGAAGAAUAUCCAUAAAAAGAGGGAGGCGGAAGAUGAUUUUGGUGGACCGGGUGGGCAGGAGUUGUAUCCUUGGGCUAGUGCUGUUCACCGGAAGUAUGCAACCCGCACUGCCGUCGGCGUGGCCGCCACCUGCGCCGUACUUUACACCUCCAAGAUGCUGGAGCGCAAGGGAUUCUUCAACCAGCCUGGCGAUCGGUACGUGCUGACGCAUGACAAUACCAAGGGAGAGUUGGGAGACGUGAUGAUGUUGAGGGUUAGAAAUGGCCAGGUUGUGUAAGGGUGGGUGAGACUGGAGAAAAUGGCGACUGGGAGAGAGAUGGAAGGAGAAGAGUUAUAACACUACGCUAUGGAAGGAGUUGAGAAGAAAUUGACUGGGAACUGUUGAUCGACAGGAAAUGAAACAAGGAAAAAAGAAGGAACGGCGAUUGUCGAGAUAGUGUACAUGUACUGGAAAUAGGUACGGAUGGCGGACUGGAUCAAGUUGAAAUCUAACGGGGAGGGAUCUAUCUGUUCGGCCGACAUUCUACGAAGGACGGAACUGCAGCUUGCGAUAAAU